Molecule: messenger RNA, 2508 nt
Organism: Cladocopium goreaui
Lineage: Eukaryota; Dinophyceae; Suessiales; Symbiodiniaceae
Source: the annotation of a GenBank genome assembly
AUGCGUUAUGAUGCCUUGUAUGCAACGCAGCAGACUGUGGACUUUGAGAGCAAGUGGUAUCAACAAGCUGCGGCGAUUAGGGAGAAGCACAAAGACAUGUUCAUCUCAAGGAUGACCAAGACAAUCUCCCAGAACAAGAAGCUUUCACGCCGUCAAAAGAGAGGAUGGUUCACGAAAGAACAGAUGAAGUCAACUUUGAGUUGGUCUGCGUCUUACAUCAAGAAUGCGGUGGACUAUUGUGAGAAGCCUGGCAAUGAACGCCUGUGCAAGCGUGACCGCUACAACAAAAAGCUCAAGAAGUACUAUGUUGUGUACCAGGAGGAUGAGGAAGAACUGAGUGAAGAUGAAGAACGCAGAGAGCACACCACCAAUGAGGCGACGGACACUGCCCUGGAAUUCCAGAUGCUUGGUCGUGCCGCAGAGGAGGAAUCUGGAUCUGAGGAUGAGGAUUCUUCGAAGGAAAAGGAUGCAAAGUUGGCCAACAAUGGCUACAAGGAUUCCUUUGGUAGAUGUGGUGUGCAUGUGAAAUAUUGGUGCGUCAAGGAGUUGGAGUCGUCGAUCGAUAUCCUCAACCAGCAGUACGAAGCCUGCGAGCUGAUCAAGUAUGAUGUCUCAGGUUUGUCCCAGGCCAAUCUUGGAGAGACUCAGGAGAAGCAGAACCUGCUCAAGAUCCUGAAGAAGGGCAAUGAGAGUCCAAAUGAUGUGGAUCCUGUCCUGGCUGGCUUUGCGAAGCUCAUAGCUCAUGGAGCCGAUGAUCGCCUUCAGCUGCAGAAGUUUGCCAAGUCAUUUUCGGCUGAUUCCUUCGAUUGGAGCUUAGUGAGACGCAUGAAUCUUUUGAACCGAUGCCUGCCAAGCGGCCAAGCUGCGAAAGCCUGUUGCAAGCACGUGGUGGAGACAGCCAAAAGUGAGGUUGAAACCAACCGAAAUGCUAGCAGGGCAACGCGAGAGUUUGCAGCCAUUAGGCUGGAGGAUGCAGAGGUUGGUGUUCGCAGGGUUCUCGUUAAGUACUGUUUAACUGCUGCAAUUCCAAUUUCUUGGAUUGAUUUGGGUGAAGAGCCCCACCAAAAGAACUUUCCUUGGGUCAAAUUGUCAAGCUGGGCACAGCACCUCUUAGACACUGGCCUUUUGCCACGUGUGCUGGUUGGCGUGAAUGACUUUGCCACUAUGAAAAUAGUUUUGACUGAAUUUUGGUCUCGCUAUGAAGAGAUGGAUGCUGGCCACCCUGUUUUUGCUUUGGAAAGAAAUGGCAUCGUUUGCCGUGACCGCUUGGUGCCCUUUUAUUCGCACAGCGAUGAAGGUACAACAUUUCGAGAUGCAGCCUUGUGGGUGUUGAAUGUCCAUGGUGUCAUUGGACGUGGCACCAGAUCUUUUUUGGGAUCAGGGAAACACCGUGCUCCAGUCCACCGAAAUGCAAUGGGCUUGAACUACCUUGGAAACACAUGGGGCACCCAUUGCCUCAUUGCGACAAUGAUGAAAUGCGUAGCUUCACCGGAAACUUUGAAUGUGUUGCUGUCUGCCUUUGCAGCUGAUGUGAAAGAGUUGCUGCAUACUGGGAUCACCAAUGGUGCCGAGAGGGUAUGGAUGUACCAUCUAGCUGCAAAAGGUGACCUACCAGCACUUUCCAAAAUUGGCAAUCUACUUCGGACUUUCGGGCAUGCUCCGAGGGCAGCUCGCUCGAGGAAGCCUUGCAGAGGUGUUUGCUGGCUUUGUCUUGCUGGCCAAGAGCGAGAUGAUGCACAUGGUCGUGAAGCUUUUCCUUUUGAGGAUAUGUCGAUGUCACCUUGCUGGGAGCCUACCAUUUACAAGGAGCUUCCGUGGGUAACGACUCCGAAAAUCUUGGAAGGCCUGGACCUGGACGAUGCAAGGGCAAUUGAAUUCUUUCAAACCGAUUUCUUCCACAAUGCCCACCUGGGGACACUGAAGAGUUUUACAUCAUCUGCUCUUGUGAGCUUUGUCGAAUCUGACCCUCCUUUGCCAUGCCUGGCGCAUUGCAAUUCCGUUGAGGCAAAGUUCCAAGAGCUGACCAGGAUGUACAAAAGUUUUUUUGCUAGCCGGGGUUGCAAACCAUGGGUCAAUGAGCUGAAUCGUGACAUGGUGUGCUGGCCAAUGUCUUCUGCUUGCCCAGCGGCCAAGUGGAACAAGGGCAUGGCAACAGUGCAGAUCAUGAGGUUUGUCGCUGCUGGUGCAAAGGCGAUGAAUGUGGCAGUGACCUUCCUCUACAACAAUGGCUUGUGGCUGAGAGCUUCCAAGGCCAAAAAACUGUCUCGGUGGCUAUUCUGCUUCCUCGGGCAUUAUGCCAUUUUGGCACAGAAGACUUUGGAGGCAGGCAAACGCCGCUACCCAGUGUAUCCGAAAGGACAUAUGCUCUGUCAUGCUGCCUUGAAGUUGCUUCGCCUUGCUGAAAGGUGUCGCUGGCAUGCCAGCAACAAGAGGACUACAUUGGAAAGCCAUCUCGUACUUCGCGCAGAACCAAUGUUCGUCAAGCCCACCGAAGCAUUUUAUGGAGAA